AUGUCCCGCGGCAUCUACAAACCGUACGAUCUCGUCCCGGACUGGCUAGUCGAAAGCCCUAUCACGUUCGACGACCUCCGGCACACAUCGCCCCCAGCUACCCUCUUCCGCGUCUCUCUCCCCCCGAGCCCCGUUCUCGAGCGUCGCGCGAGCCAAGUUCGGCGCGACAGCGUUGCGUCGACGGACUCGGACGCGCUCUCGCUCGGCCCACAAGACGAGAAGCCGCUCACGGUGGACAUCGAGAUUGAUGCAGUUUCGGAGCUCGACCUGGACGCGGAGGACGCGGAGGAGAUUCGCGUGCAGGCGGUGGAGAUCGUGCAGCGGCUGGAGGAGGUGCAGGAAGAGCAGGACCAGGAUGCGGAUGGAGAGCAGGAGCGCGCGGCGCGGCGGAAAGACAAGCAGCGGCGGACACGGGAGCUGGAACUCGAUCUGGACACGCGCAGCUUCCUUGAGUACGGGGACGAUGACGACGACGAGGGCGACGCGGAUCUCUCGGCGUCUGAUGAGGCCACGCUCAGCGAGCAGCAAGGGAUCGACCCCUCCCCCAUCGACCCGUUCUUCAAGCCCAAGUUUGCAUCGCUCGCCAUUUCCCCCGCCCGCACUCCCACCCCCACGUCUUCUCCCGCCUCGACCCCUCAGCCACAUUCCGCGUCCCCAGUCCACUCCCGCGCGUCCUCGUUCGACUGCACAUCGCCAUGGUUCAUGCACUUCCCCGCCGCGGCGCUUGCCGCUCUCGACGACCAGCUCCUCCAGACGCCGAUCGACGCGUUCGCCGAUCUGUGCUACGCGCAGUCCGUCGUGGAGCUUGCAGACGCUGCUGUCGAAGUGGGCGUUGUGGCCGCGACAGGUGCAUACUCGUGGAGGCGAUUCAGCAGGCUCCGCCCAAUGACGCCAUUCAGCGAAGAAGACGGGUCACACUCGGGCAUGAACACCAGUGUGUACCAGAACCCGCCUCAAGAACCUCAAGAACGACUGCGGCCACAAGCACCAGGGUCUAGGCAACCUCUCGCUGCGCUCCUUCACCUAUCGAUGCCGGACUCGGAAAUCGUUCGGCUUGCAGCAGUCGCGGCCCGAGCCGCGGAAGACCUCGAAGCCGAAGUGCAGGCGGACGCGGACGACGCACCGGAAGACGACCGCGACUCGAUCUCGUCGUUCUCCUCGUCCGACUCCGAAGGUCUGGUGUCGCCCGAACAGCCGCCCAGGAGACCGAGCUGGAGCAGGGCGGCGCGCGGCGGGGACGUGCGCGUAUACAGCCCGCCGCUGGCGGAGCCGCACCACCUGCGGCACUGGGCGCGCGGAAGCGAUGGCUCGAUCCAGUUUAGGUCGCACGCUGCCAUGCCCGCGCACUUCUCGCACACGCCGUCACACAAGCCCAAGUCGCAAUCCCUUCCCUUCCACCCCGCCCAGCGCGCCCCCCUCCCCGGUUCUCUCGCGCACCAAGAAUCCCUCUCCCGCCUUCGCUCGCCGUCACCUGUCCGCACAAACUCUCCAGAAGAGCGCCGCACCCCAACAGGGUCACCCAUCCCGUUCGUGCGCCCGGCCACGGCCGUCACACAAGCGCAGCUCGCGAUGCUCUUUGGCUCAGGCUCCGGGACGCGCACCGGCGAGUCCGUCCACUUCUUUCCCACCGCCCCACCACCCACGAACGGGUCCAAGCCGAAACGCGCCGGGACCCUUCGGAUCUCGACGAACACAGGCUCGAGGCAGGAGGGGAGCCCGACGGCUGUCGCCAGCGCGGGCGCGUGGAUAUCGCGCGCAUUCUCUCGGAGGGAGCACCGGUGA
Messenger RNA from Epithele typhae, 1782 nucleotides. RefSeq lists its product as uncharacterized. The record is from RefSeq and is a predicted model, not a curated record. NCBI's taxonomy places the organism in Eukaryota, Fungi, Basidiomycota, Agaricomycetes, Polyporales, Epitheliaceae. The transcript has 2 exons. Bases 1 to 1782 code for a protein of 593 amino acids.